CCCAGUUUCCAACCCUGGACCACGCAUCCCGAGCCCUGCGCCCAGACGGAGUCUGUCUGUCUUGGGUCUCUUUGUACUCUCCCACAUAUUAGAAAUAUCUCCCUUUCUUGAGGUUGGCAUGAAGAGGCUGUUGGGACGGCCAGCUGGAGGUCUGCGUGGUAGACGGAACUCCAGUGUCCCUCGUUCUUCCCCGAGAUACCAUGUUCAACUCCAUGACUCCAUCCCAAGUCAAUAGCUAUGGUGAGCCAUGCUGUCUCCGACCCCUCCCCAGCCAAGGGGUCCCCAGCAUGGGGACAGAAGGAUUUUCUGGUUUGCCCUUUUGCCACCAAGCCAACUUUAUGUCAGGGCCCCAGGGUUAUGGGUCUGCCAGAGAGACCAGCAGCUGUACUGAGGGGCCACUCUUUCCUCCUUCCCGGAGUUCAGUCAAACUGACAAAGAAGCGGGCGCUCUCCCUCUCACCUCUGUCUGACGCCAGCCUGGAUCUACAAACAGUUAUUCGUACCUCGCCCAGCUCCCUUGUGGCAUUCAUCAACGCCCGCUGCACAUCCCCUGGAGGUUCCUAUGGCCACCUCUCCAUUGGCACCAUGAGCCCAUCUCUAGGAUUCCCACCCCAGAUGAGCCACCAAAAAGGGACUUCGCCUUCCUACGGUGUCCAGCCCUGUGUUCCACAUGAUUCCACUCGGGGUGCGAUGAUGCUGCGUCCUCAGUCCCGAGGACCACGUCCGACCUGCCAGCUGAAGUCAGAGCUGGACAUGCUGGUGGGCAAGUGCCCAGAGGAGCCUCUGGAAGGUGACAUGUCCAGCCCCAACUCCACAGGCACACAGGAUCCCCUGCUGGGGAUGCUGGAUGGGCGGGAGGACCUGGAGGAGAAACCUGAGCCUGAGUCCGUGUAUGAGACUGAUUGCCGCUGGGAUGGCUGCAGCCAGGAGUUUGAUUCCCAGGAGCAGCUGGUGCACCAUAUCAACAGCGAACACAUCCAUGGGGAGCGGAAGGAGUUCGUGUGCCACUGGGGGGGCUGCUCCAGGGAGCUGAGGCCUUUCAAAGCGCAGUACAUGCUGGUGGUGCACAUGCGCAGACACACGGGCGAGAAGCCGCACAAAUGCACGUUUGAAGGGUGUCGGAAGUCGUACUCACGUCUUGAAAACCUGAAGACUCAUCUUCGGUCACACACGGGUGAGAAGCCGUACAUGUGUGAACAUGAAGGCUGCAGCAAGGCCUUCAGCAAUGCCAGCGACCGCGCCAAGCACCAGAAUCGGACGCACUCCAAUGAGAAGCCAUAUGUGUGCAAGCUCCCUGGCUGCACCAAGCGCUACACAGAUCCCAGCUCACUCCGCAAACACGUCAAGACAGUGCAUGGUCCUGAUGCCCACGUGACCAAGCGGCAUCGAGGGGACGGCCCGUUGCCACGGGCACCGUCCCUUUCCACAGUGGAACCCAAGCGGGAAAGGGAAGGAGGACCCAUAAGGGAAGAGAGCAGACUGACCGUGCCCGAGGGUGCCAUGAAACCGCAGCAGAGCCCUGGAGCACAAUCCUCCUGCAGCAGUGACCACUCCCCAGCGGGCAGUGCAGCCAAUACUGACAGCGGUGUGGAAAUGACCGGCACUGCGGGGGGCAGCACUGAGGACCUGUCCAGCCUGGAUGAAGGGCCUUCUGUUGCCGGCACUGGACUGUCCACACUUCACCGCCUGGAGAACCUCAGGCUGGAUCAGCUGCAUCAGCUCCGGCCAAUAGGGUCCCGGGGUCUCAAACUGCCCAGCUUAACCCAUGCUGGCACAACCAUGUCUCGCCGGCUGGGCCCCCCGGGCUCCCUUGACCACCGCAGCAGCAGCUCCAGCAGCGUCAGCUCUGCCUACACAGUCAGCCGCCGCUCCUCUCUGGCCUCCCCUUUCCCACCGGGAUCCCCACCGGAGAAUGGCGCGUCGUCCCUUCCUGGUCUCACACCUGCCCAGCACUACAUGCUCCGUUCAAGAUACGUGUCAGCCAGAGGGAGUGGCACCCCACCUACUGCAGCACACAGCCUGGAUCGGAUGGGGGGUCUUUCUGGACCUCCCUGGAGAAGCCGAGCUGAGUACCCAGGAUACAACCCCAAUGCAGGGGUCACCCGGAGAGCCAGUGACCCAGCCCGGGCUGUUGACCAUCCUGCUCCAGCCAGAGUCCAGCGGUUCAAGAGCUUGGGAUGUGUCCACACGCCCCCUAGUGGAACAACUGGGCGUAACUUCGAUCCCCACCUCCCUACCUCUGUGUAUUCACCACAGCCCCCCAGCAUCACCGAAAAUGUUGCUAUGGAUACCAGAGGGCUACAGGAGGAGCCAGAGGUUGGAACUUCCAUGAUGGGCAAUGGUCUGAAUCCAUACAUGGACUUUUCAUCUGCAGAUACUUUGGGAUAUGGGGGACCUGAGGGAACGGCGGCUGAGCCCUACGGAGCUAGGGGCCCAGGUCCACUGACCAACUAUGGCCCUAGCCACUGUCCUCAGCAGGUCUCCUAUCCUGACCCCACCCCAGAAUCAUGGACUGAGUUCCCUUCCCAUUCUGGAAUGUGCCCUGGCACUAAGGCUCCAAAUGAAGCCUAUAGCCAGUGUCCUCCUCGACUUGAACAUUAUGGACAAGUGCAGGUAAAACCAGAACAAGGGUGCCCGGUGGGGUCUAACUCCCCUGGACUGGCACCCUGCCUCAACGCCCACCCCAGUGGGGGGUCCCCAGGUUCACAACCUCCAUUUUCCCAUUAUCCCCAACCCCCUCCUCCCCAGUAUCCCCAGUCGGGUCCCUACCCUCGGUCUCCCCAUGAUUAUCUUCCAUCAGAACACAGGCCUGGCCUCGAUUUUGACUCCCUCUCUCACCCCACGGGACAGCUCAAAGCUCAGCUUGUGUGUAGUUACGUUCAGUCGCAGCAGGAACUGCUGUGGGAGGACAAGGGCCGGGGAGGGCUCCCCACCCAGGAACUUCCAUAUCAGAGCUCCAAGUUUCUGGGGGGUUCCCAAGCUAAUCAGAGCCCUGCCAAAGGGCCAGCAGCUAUGUACGGAUCAGGCUUUGCACCUACCCUGGCCAAUCACAAGCCAGGCUCCUUUCCUACCCCCUCACCAUGCAAUGAGACUUUUGGAGUUGGGGUAAACAGGCCUUCCCAUAGGCCAGCAGCAGCAGCACCACCCCGGCUUCUGCCCCCACUGCCCUCUUGCUAUGGAUCCCUCAAGGUGGGGGGCACCAACCCCAGCUGUGGCCAUCCUGAAGUGGGCAGGUUGGGAGCAGGUCCUGCCUUGUACCCUCCCCCUGAAGGACAGAUGUCCAACCCUCUGGACUCUCUUGACCUGGACAGCACUCAGCUGGACUUCGUGGCUAUUCUGGAUGAGGCCCAGGGGCUGAGUCCUCCUCCUUCCCAUGAGCAAGGGGACAGCUCUAAAAAUACCCCAUCUCCCUCUGGGCCCCCCAACAUGGCAGUGGGUAACAUGAGUGUGUUACUGGGGUCUCUGCCUGGAGAGACACAAUUCCUCAACUCCAGUGCCUAGAAGGAUAAGGCAUC
This is a messenger RNA of Microtus oregoni (creeping vole), 3514 nucleotides long. It is a transcript of the gene Gli1, whose product is annotated as GLI family zinc finger 1. The transcript has 13 exons. Lineage: Eukaryota; Metazoa; Chordata; Mammalia; Rodentia; Cricetidae. Gene Ontology annotation, cellular component: nucleus. Gene Ontology annotation, molecular function: DNA-binding transcription factor activity, RNA polymerase II-specific; RNA polymerase II cis-regulatory region sequence-specific DNA binding. The record is from RefSeq and is a predicted model, not a curated record. The coding region runs from base 201 to 3500 and encodes 1099 amino acids. Gene Ontology annotation, biological process: smoothened signaling pathway; regulation of transcription by RNA polymerase II.